UUUAAAGUUUAAACCAAAUUGGCAGCUCAGCUGUGGCGACCAGCUGAUCGCCUGUUCUCUCACAUGUUUAUAAAAGUGUUUUUUGUUAUUAUUUAACAUUUUCUGAAUAAAACAGAGGCCUAUCUUCAUGUAUCUGAACUAUAUUUCACGCGCACAAUGGAAAUACUUUCGACAUCUUCUGCAAAUGCGCCAUAUGAGACUGCUGGCAGGGAAGCACACAAAUCUCACGGCAAGACUGCCUCUCCAAGGCGUCUCUCUACCGGCGUUUGCAGCAGAAGGCCCACUGCAGCGAAGACUCUACAGCUUCGAGAGCGAUGAUCCAAUGGAUGCUACAAUCACAAGGAGUUCUUCAGACCUGGACCCACUUCUAAAGCGACUAGCAGAGGCGCCAACAAUUGACAGUGUUUUGGAUGUCAUGAUCAACAAUGCCAUGCAGCACACCCACAUUGUGGAGGGAAUCUCGAUUUUGUGGCAGCAUUAUCAGGGCGUGGAUCAGCCAGACAGAAGUGCCCUCACGGAGCGCCUACUACAGAGUAUACUGCCUCUGCUGGAACCUCACAUAAACCAACUAGACGUCGACGAACUUAGUCGAACCUACCUCUACCUCCGCAAGAUGCACAUACCCAACUGCAAUCCUGCAGUCGAGGCAGUUCUAAUGCGAGCGCUUCUUCUGGUAAACAACCAGGUGGACAAGGACAACCCAGUGCCUCUGACCGCCCUAUCCCGACUGUCAGUGGGUAUCAACCUGGAACGUGACUUCUUUACUCCUCUCGUUUGUAGGAACUUUGUCCACUAUCUGGAGAAUCACAUCGCUCAGUGCCGCAGUGAAGAGCAGGUCCGCCUGCUGUCCACUUGUCUAUUCCAGCUUCACAUGAUUGUCGAUGAGGAACUGCUCAAUAGCUUUAAGCUAAAAGUGAUUCAAUUGAUAGACGAAAAUGUCCUCAGCCAUGAAACUCCAAAGGCUCUGCUCAAAGUGAUCCACAUGUUGAAUAUUCCAGUGUGGUCCCAAGAGCACACUCAGCUUAUCAGAAAGAUCAUGCUGGUCCUGGAGCCAUGCAUUCCUCAGCUAGAUCCCGGUGACUUGAAAAGCGUUUGUCGGACCUUUUUGCACCACCAAGAGCCAGCGGAACUGGCGAGUUCUCUAAAGGAGUCUUCGGAAAAGCUCUUAAAGGAGGAGGCCUCGGCAGACGCUCUCUCCUGCCUAGUACCCUUUGCUACUCCGCUGGAAAGGGACAAGUACACGCAACGCUUUCGAGAACUCCUGCACUCGGAAGAAGCCUGGCUGCUUCCCAAUGCCAGUGGCCACUUUUUUAGCGUGCUACGUGCACUGAAGAUCGCCGACCUUAAGUUCUGCAACACCUACUGGUCAGGUGUCGUACGGGAGUUGGAUUCGUGCGCGGAGGAGCAGACGCAUCUGCGAUUUCUGAGACACUGUCAACGCUAUAUGAACUUCAAUAACAACCUGGGAGGAACGUAUCGCCAUUUCGAGGUGGAAAAGAAGCUGAGUCAUAUGUGCAUGAGCGCCAUGGAGGAAGACAUAUCGGGUCGGCUACCCACCAAGUUCGCACGCCUGGCCGCCUUUGUCCUGGCGUAUGGACACACUCCGUUCUCCUGGAAGAAGUUUCCCAAUGUUUUGCUGAGCAAGUUACUGGCUAUGGCUCCGCAGCUGGACAUCAAUGAGUGCUUCCUUCUCAGCAGGGGCAUGCAGAUAGCUUGCGAACUCCGGUUUCGGCAGCACCUUCCGUCGCUGGCGAGCAUGCAACUGGCGACCAUGGACAACGUGCUCAUCAGCUGCGCUGAGAGGCACCUGGCAAGAGCCGACGAGGAGCCGUUGAGUGCCAGUGAUCUUAGCAUGAUUGUGCGAACGCUGAGCCAUCGAAAGUGUAAGGCCCUGAAGAACACAGUGGUCUACAACAAAUCCCUGUCGCUAUACAAAUCUCUGCAUUGCAAGGAUCUCAGUUCGCGGGUAGUUCGAGACAUGGCGUAUAAUUUUAAUGCAUCGCAGUUCCUCGUUCCUGAGCUGCUGGAGUCUAUGUUUGGCUACAUCUCCGAACAGCAUAAGCACGUCACGGGAGAUACCGUGGAAAAGGUUCUUACUUGUUCCUAUAACUUGGGAUACACUCCGACCUCCCUGGAGGUUUUGGAACAUGCUUCGGAAGUGUUGAUAAGGGACUUUGAUCAGAUGAGCGGGCUGGCGAUCGUCCAAGCGUGCCUGGCACUUUGCUUUUACAAAUCCAUACCGGAGGAGUUGAUCAACAGGAUAUUCUGCGUAAAGUUCAUACAGCGCAUUGAGGAUGAGAUACAAGUCUGCUACUCUAAGGCCACCUAUCCGGAGCGGGUGCUGAAUCUGGUUAUGCAGCUGAACCGCACGGUCUGCUUGGAUCUUCCCGAGGCGAAUGUUCCCUGGUUUCAGCAAAAUUAUAUUGAAGCCCAAAUGAGCAAAAGACCCUUGCAGUCAACUGCGUUUAGUAAAGAUGUGAAGGAGUUAUUGGAGAAAAUACUCAAGGAUAAAAAUCAUUUCCGUUGCAAUCACACGACUCCUUACGGCUACCAAAUAGACUUUGUGAUACAUUUCGAUCGGGAUAGGAAACCAAUACCAGCGCCUCCUGUGGAGGCCACCAUGUUGGAUCGCAUAACCAAAGUGGCUAUACUUCUCCUUAGGUUAGACUCCUUUUGCGAGAAUGACCUCACAGCUCUGCGAGGACCCGAGUCUUUGAAGAUGAAACAUCUGGAAAUGAUGGGCUACAAAGUUCUGCAGAUCAACGAACACGACUGGAACUCCAAGUACAUGGCGGCACCAGGUGCCAAGGCCAACUAUUUAAAGUGCUUGUUACAGAUUUCCAACUAG
Molecule: messenger RNA, 2848 nt
Organism: Drosophila ananassae
Lineage: Eukaryota; Metazoa; Arthropoda; Insecta; Diptera; Drosophilidae
Product: FAST kinase domain-containing protein 1, mitochondrial
Exons: 5
Coding region: 128-2848 (906 amino acids)
Biological process (GO): mitochondrial RNA processing; regulation of mitochondrial mRNA stability
Cellular component (GO): ribonucleoprotein granule; mitochondrial matrix
Molecular function (GO): RNA binding
Source: RefSeq, a predicted model, not a curated record